Ochlerotatus camptorhynchus is the source of this 580-nucleotide messenger RNA. RefSeq names its product V-type proton ATPase subunit G-like. Gene Ontology annotation, molecular function: proton-transporting ATPase activity, rotational mechanism. Bases 122 to 484 code for a protein of 120 amino acids. Lineage: Eukaryota; Metazoa; Arthropoda; Insecta; Diptera; Culicidae. The transcript has 3 exons. The record is from RefSeq and is a predicted model, not a curated record. Gene Ontology annotation, biological process: proton transmembrane transport. Gene Ontology annotation, cellular component: vacuolar proton-transporting V-type ATPase complex.
UCAGUGAUUUGGAAGUCCCUUUCUCUGUGCAGACGAAAUUUUCGACUAAUUAAAUCCCAGUUCUUGCUUGAAACGUAAUUUAAUAUCGAGCUUAGCGUCGUCCCAAGUAUUCGGAAGUAUAAUGGCUAGCCAAACUCAAGGUAUCCAGCAGCUGUUGGCCGCAGAGAAGCGAGCAGCUGAAAAAGUGGGCGAAGCACGAAAGAGGAAACAGCGCCGUCUAAAACAAGCAAAGGAGGAAGCCCAAGAGGAGAUCGAACGGUACAGGUCGGAACGGGAGAGACAGUUCAAAGAGUUCGAAGCGAAGCACAUGGGUAGCCGCGAGGGUGUCGCUGCCAAAAUCGAUGCCGACACUGUCUUGAAGAUUGAGGAAAUGAACCGUUCGAUCUCCACCAACAAGGCGGCUCUGAUCAAUGAAAUACUCAAGCUGGUGUACGACAUCAAGCCACAGUUGCACAAAAAUUUCCAAUAUCUGGCCAAGAAGUAAAAGGGUGUGGAACGCCCGAAUGCUAUAGCGAACCGUCGUAAUGAUAAUGUACACUGCAGUACUUUUAGGCAAGUAUAAAAAUAUAUCGUGUAGAAA